Molecule: messenger RNA, 2054 nt
Organism: Electrophorus electricus (electric eel)
Lineage: Eukaryota; Metazoa; Chordata; Actinopteri; Gymnotiformes; Gymnotidae
Source: RefSeq, a predicted model, not a curated record
UUGUGCAAAUACAUCAACCAAAGACGCCCGCAUCAAGUUUCCCUCCGCGAGAGGCAGUCUGACAUCAGCGGGCGCAGGGGCCACACCGACCGGAGAGGGACCGACGAAACGCCUCGCGCACACACCAGUACAAUACGGGAGACCGGCGAAGUUUGCCACGCAGCUAUGGAGCGGACGGUACCGGGACGCGGGUGGCUCGUGCGCACCUUGCUGUUCCUUUCGCUGGAAGUGUGUCUGGCUACAGUGAAAGUGAGCGUGACCCCUCAGGUGGACGUGGUUAAAGGACAAACCGCACGUCUGCCCUGCACAUACACCACCUCGGAGAAGGCCCCCAUCACUGUGGUGGAGUGGUACAUAGAGAAUGCCAGUGGAAGACAACGUGUGGCCUUCAGGUCCCCCACAGACUCGGUUCAGGACACAAACACUCCACUGUCGGGCCGUGUCAGCAUGGACAAUGACAUGACCCUCGUCAUCUCCAACAGCAACCCGGCUGACCAGAGGAGCUUCAUCUGCUCGGUGAUUGGAGGGGCCGUGGGCACCUCGGAGGCCGAGACCACGCUCAGGGUCUUCCAUGCCCCAGAAACACCCACGGUAUCUGGCAACAACCAGCCCAUAUCUAUAAGUGGCACGUCACCCUCUGAGGUGGGCACAUGCACCAGCAGAAACGGCCACCCCGAGCCUCGUAUAAUCUGGUUUAAGGACUCCACCCCUCUGCCCGAGGUGAAGGACCCCAAAGAGAAUAUGUACAUGGUCCCCAGGGUGGUGAAGGAGUCCUCUGGCCUCUUCUCGGUCACCAGUACUCUGUACAUGCAUCUACAGAAGGGUGAUGCCAAGGCUGUGUUCCACUGCACUGUGGAGUACACCAUGCCCCAGGCGCAGAUCAAACAGCAGAGCUCCAACAACUUCACCCUCACACUGCUCUACCCGGCUGAGAAUGUGUUCUUCACGCUGCUGAACGACAGUCCGCUCAAGGAGGGCGACGACGUGCAGCUCAAAUGCUCCACAGACGGGAACCCACAGCCCCAGUUCGAGAUCACCAAGGACGGGAAUCCAUUAAAAGAUGAUUCAGGCUUGCUUACCCUGGAGAAGGUCCGGCGUGAGAACAAUGGCACCUACUUCUGCUUGGCUAUGGACUUUGAUGCCACAGAAGAACUGUCCGCGUCACUCGUUGUGAACAUCCACCAAGAGGCCGUAGAACUGCAGUGCAAGCCCACGUCCUCUGACAUGUUCACCCUGCAGUGGAUGAAGGAUGGUAAGGUACUGUCGUCCAAAGGCGCACUGGCACUGUCGGCUGUGACCCUGGAUGAUGCUGGGGUGUAUGUGUGUGUCGCAUCUGUUCUCUCAGUGCCAGGACUGCAAAACAAGGCCAAUGUUACAGUCAUCAUCUCAGGUAAGCCUGAGAUUGAUGAGCCGAUGAAAGCGGAAGUUGGGAAGCAGGGAGACAUGGUCACUAUGAAGUGCUCUGCACAAGGUCAUCCUUCUCCACAGUUCACCUGGAAACCAUCUGGCAAAGAGUCUUUGGAGAUCAAAGGAAAUAACUACAUCAGCACUGUAAUGCUGGAGGCCACGGAGGUCAUCCUCAGAGACGGUGUCACUUGUGAGGCAACCAACAAGCACGGCACAGAAAGUAGAAAGAUCCAACUUGAGGUCAAAUCAGACAACACGAUUGGCGCAAACAACGGGGCAGGACGAGCCCACGCCCAGCAGGGCGGCUCCAGCGGGGUGGUCAUCGCCGUGGUGGUGUGUGUGCUGCUCUUACUCCUGCUCGUCGCCACGCUCUACUUCCUGGGCAAGAAAGGCAAGAUGGCGUGCAGCAAGAAGAACAAGAAGGACGCGGAAUCCGGGGAGAUGAAACAGGACACCUUGAUGAAUAAGAAACCCGGCGAAGACGAUGGCGUGGAGGAACGUCUCAACAAGUCAGGAGAUUAGAGAUAAUUAGAGAGAAGACUACGGAUGAAGAGGCACUCUGAAGUGUGGGAGGCGCAAAUCUCCUUCUGAGAGGCACGAGGAGACGAACUUUAGCUGUAAAUGUAGUUUUCGGGGUGGACGGGGAA